UGCGUGAAGCAUGUGCGAGCCGGUUGCCUAUACCAACGCGAGUAGUGGCUGAAUUUUUCAGAACGUAAGAAAUUGGGGGAUCCGGUGGGAGUAUAAACAAAUGUGGAUCACUUGUGUGUAAGUCGCAGAUAGUGAGUGACCGCAACAUCCCAUUGACAAGAAAACUCGGCUAGUAGAACGUCUUACUAACUGUAUAGAUUUCUAGAUGUUUCCCAGUUAACUUUAACAAGGAACAGAUCAGCGAAAAACAGCCGCCAUCAUGCUGCGCCUAUUCAAGAAUCCUCGCAAAGUUAUGGUUCAGAUGGGAGCUGCUGCUGCAGCUUCACUGUCCUUCAUGAUUAUGGGUAUGGUGCGAGCCUGGUCCAGCCCAGGUAUGCCGUCAUUGUUGGACUCCAAGGCAGUUCCUCUCACUGAGUCGGACGUCUCAUGGAUUAGCAGCAUCCCACCGCUGGCGUCUUUGGUCGGCAGUUUGCUGGCUGGACCUUGUCUGACUAUUCUGGGUAGGAGACGGACAUUGAUGUUGAUUUCCAUCCCGUACAGCUUGGGAUUCUUGUUGAUUGGCUUCGCCUCUCACAGUUCCAUGCUUUACAUUGGGCGCAUCUUGGAUGGGGCCAUGAUUGGCUUCAGCGCCCCAUCGGCACAAAUUUUCAUUGGCGAAUGCGCAUCGCCGCGAGUGCGCGGUGCUCUCGGAGCUUUCACUGCAAUCUUUCUCUCGUUGGGUAUUUUGAUCACCUAUGUAAUUGGCGCUUUCGUUCCGUGGAACGUACUGGCCUGGAUAUUGAGCGCUUUUCCAGCUCUACUUUUCGGAGCCAUGUACAUGAUGCCCGAAACGCCCUCCUGGCUUCUUUCGAAGAACCGCGAAGAGGAAGCCAAAAAGUCGUUGCAAUUCCUUCGAGGAGCGCACACGGACAUUACUGGCGAAUUCGAGCGCUUGAAGGCUAACAUGGCCAAAGGUGCCAAUUCACAGCAAAUCCAACCCAGGGAGUUGUUGAAAGGAUCUGUCCUCAAGCCUCUUUUGCUCUCGAUGGCCCUCAUGUUGCUGCAACAGUUUAGCGGCAUCAACUCCAUCAUUUAUUUCACAGUGUUCAUUUUCCAGAAGGCUGGCAGCACCAUGGACAAGAACUUGUCCACCAUCAUUGUCGGUAUCGUGCAACUUUUGGCCACUAUCGCUUCCAUGUUUUUGGUGGACAGGGCCGGUCGACGACUUCUUCUCCUCGUGUCCGGUGUCGUCAUGGCAAUCUCUCUGGCCGCUCUUGGAGCUUUCUUCUACAUGCUGGAAGUCUACGGUAACGAUGUGCAGCUAACACUCGGAUGGCUUCCACUAGCUAGUUUGCUACUCUUCAUCAUCGCCUACUCUAGCGGUUUCGCUAAUGUUCCUUUCCUCAUCAUGGGCGAACUCUUCCCUGCCAAAUUCAGGAGCAUUUUGGGAUCUCUUGCUUCUUGCUUCAAUUUACUCUGCACAUUUACAAUCAUUCGAAGCUUCGGAGACAUGAACAAGACCAUGGGUGAAUACGGCACCUUUUGGUUUUACAUGUCUUGGUGUGUCGUGGGCGUUUUCUUCGUCUAUUUCUUCCUGCCUGAAACCAAAGGCAAAUCAUUCGAGGAAAUCGAGCGCAUGUUCGCCAACAAGAAGAAGCAACAGUUGUAUGCGGCUGGUGCCGAGACAACGAUCGGCGCAGCAGCUGACAAGAACGAUGUUUUCACAGUAGAAACCAUUCCCCGGGCGCACAUUGAUGAACGAUCGUCCCAGUCGCAUUCAAAUGACGGGUAUGAUAUGGAUAGCGACGAAGAGGAUAACGGAGAAGUUGUAGCAACUCCACUGUAAACUUAAUUAUUAGAUUUUUUAAAAAAUGAUUUCCGUAGCCAUCACGGCCAACAUGUUUUCAUCGUGAUUGAUUUUUUUUUUGUAUGUGUUUUAACCCGUAAACAAAAAAGUGCAUAUUUUAAUUAUUUUUGCUAUUAUGUCGGAUACAAUUAUGUCUUCACUGACGGAGCGUGUGUUUAAAGGGUUGCUAGACGUGGUUUGGCAGCAAAAUUGAAAAUGAACGGGAACAAUUUCGUUUUGUUCGUAAUUUUUAAAAUGUGUAAAUGAUGUUUUCAGACGCGGCACCAAAAGCACGUCAAACUGUAGCCAUAGAUUAACCUCAUAACAUAUUCUACAUUAACUUCAAAGUUAGUUUCCAUGUACAUAGUAUAAUGCCAAUAUCUUUGAAUUAAGACAAUGGAUGUAAUUAAAUACAAAGAACAAAGUACAAAAUCUA
Molecule: messenger RNA, 2261 nt
Organism: Daphnia pulex (common water flea)
Lineage: Eukaryota; Metazoa; Arthropoda; Branchiopoda; Diplostraca; Daphniidae
Product: facilitated trehalose transporter Tret1-2 homolog
Exons: 8
Coding region: 260-1825 (521 amino acids)
Biological process (GO): carbohydrate transport; transmembrane transport
Cellular component (GO): membrane
Molecular function (GO): sugar transmembrane transporter activity
Source: RefSeq, a predicted model, not a curated record